AAAUGAGCGGGCCCCGACCUCUGAGAAAUCGUCUGCAGACGGUAAGCACAACGCAAGUAUGAGUGAGCCUGCCGCCGAGUCUGUCUCGGCAGUGAGCCAGCCAACCUUUUUCGUGGUGGACAGUUUCAAUAUCCAUAGGUUGAUUAUUGCUGGGGUUACGUGCUCAAGCAAAUUCUUUUCCGAUGUGUUUUACACCAACUCAAGAUACGCUAAGGUCGGUGGUCUUCCUCUCGCAGAGCUCAACCACCUCGAGAUCCAGUUCCUUGUCCUGAAUGAUUUCCGCCUGGCCGUUCCGGUCGAGGAUCUGGAGGCAUAUGCAACCAUGUUGGUGGAGUUCUAUGCCCGUGAUGUUGUCGGUCACCGACCACGCACGACCAACACCACUUCCAGUCAAGCUAUGGCUACAGCCCCUGACACAACGGCUGCCCCCGCCGCGGCUACAGGAGCUGCUUAGGCUGCUGCUGCCUGGGGCAUUGAUUCUUCCCGUUUCAUGUAGUCUUUUGGCUAUACCUUGAUCCCCCUUUCCUAGCUCCGGAGGCGGUUGGGAGAGGUUCUAUGGCUGUGUCGUGCAACUCGUUUGCUGGGACAACUACUGCAAUUGUUUGCGAGAAAUCUACGACAGGCGAUGUUGCGGCAACCUUCAUUUCGGGAUUCAACCCGAGCGCACACGUUCUGCCAGAUACGUAUUUGACGCAGAUGCUACUUAAAAGGCAGCGGUCUUUUCGUACCCGCACUAGACGAAGACAAACGGAAUGAUAUUCCGCAUCUGGAAUCACGGACGGGGAGUAGCAAAUAAAAGACGGGAUGGGGGGGAUGGGGCCGCCGAGAGCAGAGACACACACCUUGGGUUGGGUGCCUGGUGUUUUUUCUUGUAAGAUUAUUUUUCGCGGGCAUGUUACGUGCAUGGAUGAUGAGAAUGGGACUGGAAUUGGGGUCACGGGCCGACAAGGGCGGUGCCUAUGGGCUGGGAGUCAUGAACAAGACUUUAGAGAAAGACUCGGGGUGUUCUGAUGAUUUUCUUCCCGUCUCUUUUAUGGUCUGAGCUACACCAUACUAGUCUGGCGUUGAAGGUGGUUCUGUUAUUGAGGGAUGGGAUCUCCUUCACAGGCUUCUCCUUCUCUUCAGUUGAUGGGUGAUGACUCUUUUAUAUAUAUAUAUAUAUAUAUAUAUAUAUAUAUCAGUCUGCUAAACCUCUUG
Messenger RNA from Cryphonectria parasitica EP155, 1197 nucleotides. RefSeq lists its product as uncharacterized. The transcript is spliced from 2 exons. The record is from RefSeq and is a predicted model, not a curated record. Gene Ontology annotation, molecular function: protein kinase binding; cyclin-dependent protein serine/threonine kinase regulator activity. NCBI's taxonomy places the organism in Eukaryota, Fungi, Ascomycota, Sordariomycetes, Diaporthales, Cryphonectriaceae. Gene Ontology annotation, cellular component: nucleus; cyclin-dependent protein kinase holoenzyme complex. The coding region runs from base 59 to 454 and encodes 131 amino acids. Gene Ontology annotation, biological process: regulation of cyclin-dependent protein serine/threonine kinase activity.